AUAACUACAAGUAAAUCACUUGCCAAAUGGAAACAUUUUCCAGAUAUAUUCCCAGAUAUCUCUCAAAACUACUUUUGCAAUGUAACUCAAAUAAACAGCUGGCUUGAGAUAGACGUCUGUCAUCACUUUUAUCAACAAAUACUGUUUGUUAUAACUUGAAGCAAGCAAACUACAGGAAUGUAAAUAUUGCCCAUCCUUCUAUGCAGCAUAUAAUUAAACAGGGAAAACCAAGUCAACUGUUUCUGGAAAUUCAGUUUUCACGAAGAUUUAUCAGUGGUGAUAAGAACAGUCCAGUAGAUAUGUCCAACUAUGUGUUUGGUCAUGAUAGAACAGAACAAUAUUUCUACAUAAGAUUAAAAGAUCCAUCAGGAGAGUGUGAGAGUUUAGCCAUCCUUCAAUACUCCUGGGUUAAACCUGGACACGUAGAUCUAUAUCACACUGAAGUACCUACAGAUUUACAAAGACAAGGAAUAGCUAAACACCUAGUUUUGGCUGGCUUGUAUACUUUCAGUAUGGAGAACAUGGUAAUAAGGCCUUCAUGUACCUACGUACAAAAAGUUUUGAGAGAAAAUCCUCUUCCUCUCUAUAUUAACCAUCUUGAUAAAGGAUAAAUGAAAUUUUGAACAC
Molecule: messenger RNA, 627 nt
Organism: Physella acuta
Lineage: Eukaryota; Metazoa; Mollusca; Gastropoda; Physidae
Product: protein NATD1-like
Source: RefSeq, a predicted model, not a curated record